Molecule: messenger RNA, 4336 nt
Organism: Xenia sp. Carnegie-2017
Lineage: Eukaryota; Metazoa; Cnidaria; Anthozoa; Malacalcyonacea; Xeniidae
Product: cation-independent mannose-6-phosphate receptor-like
Exons: 20
Coding region: 1-4200 (1399 amino acids)
Biological process (GO): lysosomal transport
Cellular component (GO): plasma membrane; trans-Golgi network; late endosome
Molecular function (GO): signaling receptor activity; D-mannose binding; insulin-like growth factor binding
Source: RefSeq, a predicted model, not a curated record
AUGGAUGGACCUGUAGCAGUUAGUAUACGGCAUAUUUUGGUUUUGUUUGUUGUCAUUUUUGAACCAACAUCAGUCGAGUCAGAAUACUUUGUCCGCACAUGCAAGACGAGUAGCGGUAAAACGUUUUCCGGCUGGGACUGGGUGGUGACAAAUGAGCAGAAAGAAACUUACUUCAUCAAUAUAUGUGGCCAUGCCAAGUGUUCGACUCAACAAAAGAACAUAGCGAUUUGCAAAAAAACAUCAAGUGGCACAACAGAGAAUUAUGCUAGCUGCAAAGGAAAGUUGCAAACGCAGAUCACUUUUCAUUGUGACAAAAUACUGGGUUCACCCGAACUCGUUGAUGACAAUGGAUGUGUUUUGAAUAUCGAGUUUUUUACGAAGGAAGCUUGUGAAGGCAAGAAGGAUGCUGUGACCGAAAUACCUUGCGUUGCAUACAAUCCCAAUGAUAACAAUAAAACAGAUCUCUCGCCUUUGAUUAAGGUCUCAGGUGGUCAUAGAGUAUCGAGCGAUGUUUGGGGUGUAGAAAUGUACAUUAACGUUUGCCGUGACAUAACGUUCAAUGCACAAGUUCCUGAGAACGCUUGUUCCCCUGGUAGCUCGUCUGCUUGUCGCACAGCCAUCUCAAAAUCCGUUGGAAGGAUCACGAAAGAUACGAAGCUUGCUUAUGUUGAUGGUAAAUUGAAACUUGUUUACAAUACGAGCGAUGCCAGCCGUGGUUGCCCAAACGGUGUUGUCACUGAAAUUGUAUUCAUUUGCAAUCGAGAAUUUUCAGCAGGUGGCACCGGUCCCGUUCUGAUCUCAAACGUUACUGCAUCAACGCCAGUCUGCGUGUAUGAGAUCAUCUGGAGAACUGGUCAUGCUUGUCCCAAUAAUGAUAUCAUCACUGACGAAUGCAAAUUCAGCAAUGGCGAAGUAAGCUUUGAUCUCACGAAACUGGAGAAACCAUUUAAAGAAUACAGCUAUCAAGUACUCUCGAAGAAAUAUGAGUACAGGAUCAAAGUAUGCCGUAAUGGACAAGCUUGUGGUGACGAUGUUGAAGGAAAAAGGACUGCAGUGUGUCAAUUCGACAACAAAACAGGAGCUGCCGUGUCAUGUGGGAGUGCCAAAGACCCCAGCAUACGUUAUGCGGACGGAGUACUUACUCUCGUGUACAAAGGAGGAAAGCCAUGUAGCAGCUCCAUACGUCGUCGAACCAUCAUCACCUUUCGAUGCGACGCGAGCGUCGACGUAGGCGAGCCGACUUUCGUCGAAGAAAGUCAUUGUUAUUACUAUUUCGAGUGGAAGACGCGUCACGUGUGCCCGUCGCGGAAGCCCGGUGUCUGUUCGGUUAUCUCGAAAGAUGGCAAUACCUACGACUUAUCCGUUCUCACAAUAGUGGACGAUAGUCCGUGGCUGGCGCUCAAUGAACGCUCCCGCGCCGUAGGAAGUAUUUUUCUUAUUAACGUUUGUGCGCCCUUACCCAAGAUAAAGUAUCGUGAAUGUGAAGGAGCUGCAGCAUGCGAGAUAAAGAACAACAAAGCGACACCAAUAGGAAAUUAUAUCAAUGGUCCCGAUCCAGAAACUUUACAGCUCGUGUACAAUGCCGGCAAAUGUCCACAUAUUGCUGGCAAGAAUUUAACGACUACAAUAAAAUUUCUCUGCAAGAUUGGGGACUUGCAGAGUCCACCCGAGCUCGAAUCGAAAUCCUGGAACGGAUGUGAAUAUGUUUUUACUUGGAAAACAGCGGCCGCCUGUCGUUUACAUGUGAUAAGUGGUGUUGGAUGUACAUUGGAGGAUACUGUCACCGGUAAUGUUUACGAUCUUACGCCUUUGGCUGCGGGUGGUGCUUUUUAUAACAUCACCAAAGGUGGAUUUAAGUACAACAUCAAGGUGUGCAAUAAGAAUGGUUUGGACAAAUCUAUAUGUGGUAAUAAGGUUUCAGUCGGAGUUUGUCAAAAAUCACUAAAAAAAGAUGGUAAAGUUUUGAAUGCCGGCCAAGUUCACGACAAUCUCUACUACUAUGAUGGCGUGUUAAAGAUGAAGUUUGUCGGUGGUGAUCAAUGCAGCCUUAAAACGAAACCAAAUCGCAUGUCUUACAUCACGUUCUUUUGCGAUGAAAACGCUGGUCGAGGCAAUCCUGUAUUCAUCCGCGAAACUUACUGCACAUAUUAUUUUGCUUGGUACACAAAAUACGCGUGUCCUCUGAAGUCUAUUGAAUGCAUCGUGAAAAACGACGAAGGAAACGUGUACGACCUGUCUCCAUUGGUAAAGACAAAGAACAACUGGCUAGUGAUAUCCAAAGACGAACAGACCCAAUACUUCAUCAACGUUUGUCGCGUGUUGCAUCGCAAUAAAGCAGUGACCGAGUGUCCAGCUGAAAGUGCCGUCUGCCAAAUAAAAGCCAAUAAAAAAGCAACAAAUAUAGGUAGCCUUGUCUCGCCUUUAACUGUUACACCCAAAGGAUUGCCCGUACUGCAAUAUCAAAAUAGUAAAUACGGAUCAAUUAUAACGUUUUUGUGUGAUAAACGGGGUAAGGUUGGUAAACCGGAGUUAGACAGCUCAGACAAUAACUUGUUUUCCUUCACUUGGCAAACCAAAUACGCGUGCGCAGUUAAACCAAAGGUUGAAAAUGGUUGUGAUGAUGACGUGACCAGGUUGUCCGUUUUGAGGACAACAGACAGGACAGGUUACGAAAUCACCAUUCCCAACACAAAAGACACGGUUCACUUGGAUAUAUGUCAAAACGUUAAAAGUUGUGGCAGUAGAAAGCCAUCCACUGCAUGUCUUGUGAAGGAUGGAAAGAUAACAUCUCUCGGACGUUCCGAUAAAAGCUACAUCGAACAUGAUUUGGAUGUUACGACUUUGACGUACCCCGGUGGUGACAAAUUCGAAACUAAACAAUAUGUUGCAUAUUACAAAACCAAGAUCAAUUUUAUCUGCACACCUAACAUCACGCGAGGUAGUCCUGUAUUCCUUAAGAAGGAAGGUUAUGUCUAUUAUUUUGAGUUCGGCACGUCUGCCAUUUGCAACUUUGACGAUGUGGAGUGUGUCGUCCGUUACGGUAAAGAUACCUACGAUCUGAGCCCUCUUAAACUGCCAAACGGUAACUGGAUGGCUGAAGAUACACGUUCCCACUUGGAUUACUAUAUAAACGUUUGCAGUAGUUAUUCAUCGGCAAACGUGCAGCCGAAAUGCUCAGCGAAUGCUGGAGUCGGUGGAUGCCAAAUAGAUACCAAAAGUAGUAAAUCACACGACAUGGGUCACGUGGGUAGCCGCCCUUCAGUGUCGUCGGAAGGUCAUCUGACGUUGCGGUAUAUCGGCGGGGAGAAAUGUCACCAAGGGAAGUAUUUCCGUAGCACAAGAAUAAACUUCUUUUGCUCCGACGUUCACGGCUCGCCCGUUUACAUGGCCGAAACCGCAUCAUGCGAAUACCUUUUUAAUUGGAAAACUCCAGCAGCUUGUCCUCUCAAACACUUUCAAGGUGCACAUUGUCAGGUUUACGAUGAAAAUUACGACUUCAAUUUUGAUCUCACUUCGCUGACCAAAGAUAAUAACAAAUCCAUCGAGAAGAAUCUCAAGUACCGCGGGAACUUUUGUGGAAAAAGAAGUUCUUUUUGCUCCCUUCAAGGCCAGAGUUCGACCGUAAUCUUUAAUUUUGAAAGCCUACAGUAUUACAAUGGAAAAAUUUUGUUCAACUACACGAGCUCAAGUGAUGCGAGCAAACUGGUCAACGAGAUAUCAUGUGACAUAACAGAAGAGAAGGUUAAAUACAUGGGUUAUAUACAAAAUGGAAAGAACUAUAGUUUGCUGUGGGGCAGCAAGCUGGCAUGCCCCCCCGUAACGGGAGAGGAAUGUAGUAUCACACGCGAUGGAGCGCUGUACGAUCUUACCGUACUUGCCAAAGAAAAGUGGAAUUGGAUUGCAAGGAAUGAUUUGAAGAAUUUCGGUUUUCAGGGUUGUCAAUUCUAUUUCUCUGUGUGUAAAUCACUGAAGAGAAUUCCUGGUUUAUCUAGAAAGGGAUCUAGAGCUGCUAUGGUUAAUGGUAAAGGAAAAGUAACAAGUCUUGGAACGAUGAUUAAACCUCUCAACAUUUCGAAUGGUUAUCUCACAAUGGUUUAUGGUAAUGGUGAUGUGUUCCAUCAUUGUAAAAACCUACAAACAACUAUUCAAUUUGUCUGCGAUGAUGUCGUACCCGAGGGUUGGGCUCGGGCCGAUUGUUGACGGGUUCGAUGUCGGUGCAUGUGCUCUUCACGUGACCUGGUUAACUCGUGCCGCAUGUAAAGUACGCAGUCUCGACGCGCCUCCUGCAAAUUUACCACCUUGUGCAGCAAUCCAUCCAGCUACGAGGAAGGUCAUC